This is a messenger RNA of Dinoponera quadriceps, 3574 nucleotides long. Its product is annotated as tubulin monoglycylase TTLL3-like. The transcript has 14 exons. The record is from RefSeq and is a predicted model, not a curated record. Gene Ontology annotation, cellular component: cilium. Gene Ontology annotation, molecular function: ATP binding; protein-glycine ligase activity, initiating; metal ion binding. Gene Ontology annotation, biological process: cilium movement; protein polyglycylation; cilium assembly. Bases 616 to 3525 code for a protein of 969 amino acids. Lineage: Eukaryota; Metazoa; Arthropoda; Insecta; Hymenoptera; Formicidae.
GCACCUGCGAAAUGUCAGAUUCCACCACCUGAUUCGCGUGCCGUUACCUCUACGUCGUUCAGUCUUGCCUUCACUUCCAUCAGAACUUCAUCUUCAGUCGUAUCCACUCGCUGUUUAUGUAUUUCCCCUCGGUUUCUCAUCCACGGUAAUUAGUCGCCGAUUAGUUUCGCGCGAAUAAUCGUCUUAGUAUUCACGAAGGAUGCGCCGAUCACAUCGGGCAAGUAUCGAGGAUUCAACAGGUAUCAGAAGUGGCGCAGUGAGUCCGUCACGACCCGUUGGAUGUUCUAUCGAAAAUUCAGCGCCUUCGCUCUCAAUUCGUUGUUCGUGUCCAGCUCUUGAGAAUUUUAUAUCACGUAUUGAAUAUUGAAAUCGAAUUUUUAUAAUAACAUAUAAAAUUUUAUUUAUAAAAUAUAUAUCGUCCUAUAACGGAGCAGGUAUAUGUAAUCGAUUAAGUAUAUCGUAUGAAUAUAUUUAUGCGAGUGUAUUUUCAGAUUAAUCUAACGAUACUGCCUGUCGCUCGCACUUUCCGUUGAAAGCAACGAAGCGAUGAAGAACCCAUGAACACCAGUGAGACGCAUUCGAGCGGGAAAGUUUCGCGCUUCUCAGCUGCGCUACAUGAACGCCAACGAUGGAUCCUGUUCAAGUGCGGAAAGCUCAAACGAGGAAAGGAAAGAGAAAGGGGAAGGCGUCGAGAACGAGACUGAAAAUGCCGAGGUUAAGGUGGUGACGAAUCGCGACGUCAACCUCCUCAAAGCAGAGGAACCAGAUAGCUCGGAAAACAAAACCGAACCGCCUGAAAAACUGCCACCGACCCUUCACGAACGUUUUUCGCGUGUCAAACAAAUCGUGAAGGACGCUAUAGCUGCCCAUCAUAUUUUUAUGAUUUACGGGAAAUCGCGGGUCAUUCGCGACUGUAUGUUGAAGAGGGGAUGGUGCGAGAAAUUUUACCGCAGAAACAGCGCCGGUGAUCAGCAUUUCAACGUUGACGCGAAUCCCGUGGUUUUAUUGGCCGGUAUCGGCGAUUUGAAGGAUCAACAGAACGAACGUCAAUUGAUAUCGAGGAUGCUCACCAAUCACACCGUCGAUUUCCUGUGGAACACGGGCUCCGACUGGCCCGGCUGGCCCGCGCAAGAUAACAAAAUCACUGUGUUCAAUCGAUACUGCCGAGCGGGUUUCACGUCCAAGGUGGGCUUGUGCUCGAGUGUCAGACAAAUGCACUGGUAUUACGAAGCUGGAGUGGCCAACACUCUGUUUCCGCGAUGCUACAACAUAUGCCAGGACGAUCAGAUGCACGCCUUCGUCGAAGAUUUUCGACUCACGGGGUGUCUGAGUCUCUUGAAGUGGUUAGUGAUGAAGGUCAACGCCGAAGAUGAAAAUGCCGUGCACUCGCCGACCGGCACAAUACCCCUGAAGGCGCUCGACUUCGCGAUCAAGAGGUGCAACGAUUAUAUCAGCGCUCAAUCGCACGAGGACAUCGAUCAGGAGGCCGAGCGAAUCUGGUCUCACCAGUGGGACCAAUUUGUUAGCUGGUAUUAUCAGAUCGUUCACGGACAAGCUCUCUUCGUUCGCGCCAAUGUACCCAUUAACAAAUAUGUUCUGGCCUCGAAGCAUGUACUGAGGAAGAUGAAGAGGUAUUGGCCGCAGAUCGACAUGGAUGGCGUAAUGAACGUGUGGAUUCUCAAGCCCGGCAACAAGAGUCGAGGACGUGGUAUCGUGCUGAUGAAUAAGUUGGAGGACGUGAUGGCGAGAAUAAACCCAACGGGGAAAUCGGACACACGAUACGUCGUGCAGAAGUACAUCGAACGGCCGUUGCUGAUUCACAGCACCAAAUUCGAUAUCAGGCAAUGGUUCAUCGUCACAUGCGCGCAACCUCUGACCCUCUGGAUGUACAGGGAGAGCUACCUACGCUUUUGCUCGCAAAAAUUCAGCCUGGACGACUUCCACGAGUCGAUCCAUCUGUGCAAUCACGCGAUCCAAUGCAAAUACAAUAACUGCGGCGACAGGGACGCCGCGUUGCCCGCGGACAAUAUGUGGGACGUCACGACAUUCAAAGAGUUCCUCAAAUCUCAAGACCACGGAGAAGCAUGGGACGAGUUGAUUUACCCUGGCAUGAAGCAAGGUCUGGUGGGCUCGCUGUUGGCCAGUCAGGAAGCCAUGGAUCGACGGAAGAACAGUUUCGAGCUCUACGGCGCCGAUUUCAUGGUAAUGGAGGACUUUUCAGUGUGGUUGAUCGAGAUCAAUAGUCAUCCGGACAUGAGUUACUCCACUAGCGUCACUACACGACUGUGUCGACAAGUGAUGGAGGAUACCAUCAAAGUCGUGGUGGACUUUCGAGAGGACAAAAACGCGGACACGGGACACUUCGAGUUGGUUUACAAGCAACGAAUGCCGAGUUGCCACCCAUACCUUGGCGCGGCCUUGUCGCUUCAGGGUACUCGCAUUACCACGUGCGAGAAGAAAUCAAACACGCAUCUGGAUCCCAAGGUCAACUUGAUUGCCAAGUCCCCAUUGACGAAGAAAAAAUCGAUGGUGCACAGCAACAUCGGACCGGUGAUCGUCGAUUUGAUAGAAGAAUUGGAGAUCCAGCUCGAUCAAGAAUUGUAUUCCUAUUACAACUUGGAUUCGCCGAAGCUGAGACCGGCGAUCCCGGCGACCGCGCCAGCGAAGCCCUCGAAGACGUUGCCUUUUGUGGAAAAAGUCGAGACCGUCACGAAAAGCACCUCGGUUAGCGCCACGUCUGUCAAUAAGAUGAAGUCGCCGACUAACGUCCAGAAUAAUCCCUUGAAAGCCAACUCGAACAACGGUAAAAGUUCGUCGCACAAACCCACGCGAAAGUUGCGGACAUUUACGGGAACGGUAAACGGCAAAUCGGACACGGUUCCGAUGAGGCAGACGCUGAUCUCAAAGAUCAUGGCUCUUCAGCAACAAUCGACGAGCAUGGCGCCCAAAUCUGAGAAACCGACGAGGAAAAACGAGGAGAAGAUCGUCAAAACCGCGAUGCGCGACGCCAUGAAGAAGUACAAGAGAAACGUGACGAUCCCGGCGAAGGUACCGCCGCAGCCGUCUUUGUUCGUGCCGAAAGUCAAACUUACACCCACGCCAAUGAACGAGAGCAAGACCCGUAGCCUCCCGAAGAAACAGACGCACCGUAAGAAGAGCAAAGUUCUAACGGACAUCACUGACAUAACCGACCAUGUUGCGAGAACGAAGGAAUGCGUGACGGAAAAUAGAUGCUUAUCGAAGAACAUCGAAAAAGUCAUCGAAAAGAUGAACGGAAGCAACGAUGAGACCUUAUCGAAAUUACUGUCGGCUUUCUCUUCAACAAGUCAAUCGAAGGAGAUUUCGAAUCAGCUCAAAGUAGAAAAGCGCACAAAACAUCAGAACGGAUCACCUAUUAUUAUUUCAAAGAAUCAAGAAUACAAAACUGACAAGAUCUGGAAGUCGAUGUUUCAAAAGUCUGCGGUGGAGAAAUACUUGGACGCGUCCAUGAAAAAGACACUGAUGAGAUAUAAAAAUUACGGCUAACAAAUAGAAAAACUUGAUAUCAUGCGAGACGUAAAAAUAAAAAAAAAAA